This is a messenger RNA of Lolium perenne, 980 nucleotides long. RefSeq names its product protein DCL homolog, chloroplastic. Gene Ontology annotation, biological process: chloroplast rRNA processing; chloroplast organization. Gene Ontology annotation, cellular component: chloroplast. Lineage: Eukaryota; Viridiplantae; Streptophyta; Magnoliopsida; Poales; Poaceae. The record is from RefSeq and is a predicted model, not a curated record.
CCCAGGCCCAUUCGUACUUGUCAGAACAAGAAACCCUUGCUCUUUGUCUGACGUCUCCGGCUCCGGCUCCGCAGCCGAAGAAGCAGCCAUGGCCUUGGCCGCCGCCCUCGCCCGAGCCUCCACGCGCCUCCUCCGCGGCGGCAUCCCUCCAUCUGCCGCUUCUCCGGCGCUAUCAAGCCGCAGCCGCCCAUUCUGCACACUUCCCGCCGCCGCCGACGAGCCCUCCGCUCCUCCGGGGGCCGUGGAGGAGCCGUGGGAGGAGGCCGAGGCGGAGAUCCUCCGCGACGUCAAGCCCGUCGUCAAACUCGUCAAGGACAUCAUCCACUCCGGCAGAUAUGGAGAUGGUGGCUUUUUAAGUCCGGAUGACGAAAAGGUUAUAGUAGAAAAGGUUCUUGCUCACCACCCCCGAUCAGAAGACAAGAUUGGUUGUGGACUUGAUGCUAUUCUGGUUGACAAGCACCCUGAUUUCAGAAAGACCAGAUGCCUCUUCAUCGCUAGAACGAAUGGUGAUGUGGAGGAUUUUUCAUACCGCAAGUGUCUGAGGGCGUACGUCAAAAGGGCCUAUCCAUCCCAUGCAGAUAGGUUCAUAGAUAAACAUCUCGGACAGGAACGGCCAACACUUUUUCGUCCUCGAAAGUAGAAUAUUUUGCAUAAUGCUGCCUUUGGGAUUGGGGCUGGCACCAAAAUCUAAUAUUUCAUUGUCUCCUUAGUCCUCUAGUCUAUGUUUGAUAUGUCAGGUGAAAGACGUAUUUGUCCAGGUUACUUUAUGCAAUGUCCAGUUCUUCUUGUUGCUAAAUGAUCCGGGACAAAACUCGUAGAAGUGGUUAGAUUCAUACGUGCAUGUUUCCUGUGAUGUACUCCAUAUGGCGCCGACGAUUAAAAAUCAGUAUUGACCCUACAUAAGGACUCUUACAGUUUGUAGUCAGCUUAUUGCCAAAUUAGGCUGAGUUUGGAUGGAAUAAUUUGUUGCAUUUUCUCAA